Molecule: messenger RNA, 730 nt
Organism: Phragmites australis (common reed)
Lineage: Eukaryota; Viridiplantae; Streptophyta; Magnoliopsida; Poales; Poaceae
Product: pectinesterase inhibitor 8-like
Exons: 1
Coding region: 79-636 (185 amino acids)
Molecular function (GO): enzyme inhibitor activity
Source: RefSeq, a predicted model, not a curated record
UGUUGUCCCGUCCCAUCCGAGCAAAGCAAACCAGUCCCACAGGCGAAAACUAGCUCCUGUGACAAACAAACCCAGUCGAUGACGAUGACGAUGAGGCCGUCGUCGACCGCUCGCCUCCUGGCCGCCGCGGCGCUCGCGCUCAGCUGCCUCGUCGGCGGCGCCCGCGCGACGGUGGUGACGACGUGCAGGGCGGCGGCCGACAGCGUCGCGCGCGUGGACUACGGCUUCUGCGUGGCGGAGCUGGGCAAGCACCGCGAGAGCCCCGACGCCGACACCUGGGGCCUCGCCAAGGUGGCCGCCCUGACGGGCAUCGUCAACGCCGACGACGCGGUCUACGACAUCGGGGCCAUGCUGGCCAAGCCUGGGCGCGCGGACGCCCCGACGCGCGCGGCGCUGGGGCAGUGCCAGAAGCUCUACAACGCCUUGGGGUUCGCGUUCGCGGAGGCCUACGACCAGAUCAACAACCGAGACUACGCCGCCGGGAAGGGGAAGGCCGCGGAGGUUGUCGCGCUCACGCACAAGUGCGACGACGUGCUUGCCAAGGCCGGUGCCGUCCCGUCGCCGCUCGCGCAGCGCAGCUCCUACUCCGUGCAGAUCGCCAUCAUCUGCACGGCCAUCACCAACCUCAUCAAGUGAAGUGUAGUGCGUCCAAAACACGGUCGAUUGAGUUGACAGCACUUGAAGCUUGUACCUUGGAAAACUUGAGAAAAUAAACUGGUCUUUUAGAAUU